GGUUUGUGUAGCGCGUGAGCGUGUUCUACUUACUGGCCAAGGCUGUUUUACACCAGGACCAGCCACGGUGUACGGAAAUCACUGCAACGCCAAGCGUUACAUAAAAAUACAUCGAGUGCCCAUGCAGUGAAGGCAAGGCGCACAAGAAGGAACUACAUGUAGUAGCGUUUGCUUCUGCUUGACUGUGUGCCGUAUCUGUAUCGAGUGUUGCGCACGAUCGCCAGCACUGAAGCCGCAAUCGAAAGUGCGCAGCUUUUUAUCGAGUUCAAGUUCACUUCAUAGUGAUCUCUCAUCUGGGAGGUUGCGCUCGUUCCCCCCGCGCUCCUUAUUGUGCUCAGUACCAUUUUAUGCAUCGGAAAUGUGUCUGCGUCUGGGACUGCGUCUGGAAAGAUGCGAACACGUGAUGCCCAUUGCAGAUUAUACGAAAAUUCUCUCACGCACAAUUUUUGACAGCAAACGUUGCACACUUCUUGUCACCGAAUGCUAGGGCUUGCAUGUCAGACCUUCUGGCUCUGCGUCACACAAAAAGAAAAACAGUGCGACAAUGACAAAAAACUGCAUUCUUUCCGAGUCCGACCCAGACAUAUUUGAUGUAGUUGAUACAUUUCGGACAGCCAAAAUAUCGCGCAUACGCACAGCCACAACUGACAUCAUCGUGCAACGAAUCGAGUUCCGACAAAGACACGCCGACGCUUCCCUGGAGGCGUGAGGCCCUCUUCCAACUUUCCACGAGGACCUGCGAAAAAGUAGAAGGAGGAUGAGCCAGAUCAACUACAACCCUAGCAACCCCCAGGCUGGUGCCUAUCCGCGAAUGGCGCGACGGUAUGAGCGCGGCAGGGACGCCAAGAUGACUGCAAAUGAUUUAAAGAGUGUGUCCGUAGGGGAUUUGCUUGAAAUCGCUAAAGACAAGUGGAAAAGCCGCUCACUGCAGCGGUCGCUGAUGGAACAUGACAAAGACAUGACUGAGUAUAAAAAUUACUAGUCAGCCUGUCUAAUGGAAUAACGGGCCUGCUUGUGCUUUUUUCCGAACUUUACAUAUACACCGAGAACGGAGCCGAGAAUCACCACCCCAUGGCUUUUCGCCUGAGCAGCCUCUGACAUCUCGGCAAUUCGUCUGCUUUUGGUUUCUUCUUACUUGUUUCGUUUUCCGCCCUUAUUGUAUUUCUUUUUUCAUUCUGUAUUCCGCUUUCUUUUGAAAAGAAAGCGGAAUACAGAAUGAAAAAAGUUUUCUGCUUCUGUUGAAAAAGCGCCCUGUCCCUGUCCGAUUAAUCUUCAAACCCUGCCCCGUUCGCUUCCGUUCCCCUUCCUCGCCCGCCGACAUGAGCUUGGUUGGCGCUUAGCGCCAACCAAGCAGGUCGAUGGAGCCGAAAAUAGCGGCUAUUUUCGGCUCCAUCGCGGACCGUGCAGCCAGCGGAGAAACUUCAUCCGCCGCGCCCGGUAAAUUGUAUUCGAAAGCCGGAGCGUCUGAAUGCUCCCGGCUUGUGUCAGCGCGUGAGCGUGCAGAGGGGGCGUCGCGCUUUUUCAUAGUCCCGGGCCACUCGUCCUGUUUUCACCCCGUCGGUCGGAGGCAGAGGAAGUUGCCCUGCUCCCCUCUUUUGCCUUUGGUAUCUUGCUGGCUCCUGCGGGCGGCAGAAGGCCCGGAGAAAAAAGGUAGCGGAGGUCGCGCGUGCGUCCUAAUAUCCGCCACACAGGAACUUUUCCCAACCAAGUUCGUGGGAUGGGCCGACCAAAAAAAAAGAUCACAGUCGUUCUUUUCUACCUGCGACGGACUCUGGUGGUGGUUGAUGCUUGCUUAUCUUCUUGCCAAUCACCACGAGACACAGGGACGGGCGGAGCUCUUGGCUUGGAUUCUCAUUUCAGAUUUUCAGACUCCUGUUUCCUUCCAGAUUGAUUGCUCGACAUCAACAAGUCGGCCCAUGCUAGCCAGCCGAAUUGGAGCCCUAUACCUAUCCUUCUAUUUCAACUACGUGAUGACAUCUGCUGCUAUUUGUAAUUCCUCGAUCAGAGCUUAUUGAGUUUGAAUUUAAUAACAGUCGGACAGACUAUCUCUGCGAACCAUAUCAGGUUGAUCUACGAAAAAGCGGAGCCCGGAUUCGUCCAGCUGCUGAGCGACCAAUAUGGAAAUUACCUAAGUCAAAAAAUCUUGGAGCAUUGUUCUGAUGAACAGUUUGAUUCUCUGUUUGCCAAGGUCGACGGCCAGCUCGCGAUGCUUGCAAACGAGGUGCACGGAACGCGAGCUGUCCAGAAAUUCGGUAUGUCUUCUCUUUUAGUUGUUGUGUCUCAGGUUCUCCGAGAAAGUGACGCUGUGAGACCUAAACGACAACCGUUCCGGCCCAAACGUUAACGACCUUUUCCGCUCGUACAGGGCGCGCUCAGGUUUCCCGGGACGCCUGUGCAUCUGGUCGUUGGAUAUAUUGUUAUGGCGCAGAUGUACACGCACCGAAUGCAGAUAGCCCCGCUCGGUUCAAAACCAUACAGAGUGCCCUCCCGUGUUGUACAGUAAUACGCAACUCGCCACCCUUGGUCGCGGGUUGUGACAAGGAUGGCCGCCCGGCAAAAGGCCUGCGCGCAAUUUAUUACCAGUCCGGCGCCUUGUGUGAAAAAAACUGCCGCACUUACCGCACGCUGGGCCCGAUGGAAUGGCCUCAAUUUAGGCCGAGGAUCAUUUGCAGAGGACUCCAUAAUCCCCUCCGGAGUCCCGUGGCCCAAUUUGGGCCGCCUCCGAUGGUCCUCCCGGCCCCAGUGGUAUGGCCCCGAUUCCGGGAAUAAAGGAUUUGGAAGAGGAUUCCGGAGCGGACUUGAAAACUCACCCACGACUUCUCUGGCCCAAUUUGAACCGCCCCAGACGGCCCUCCCCCGGUGGUAUGGCCCCGAUUUCGUUUUUGCUGAGGAUUCCGGCAAAGCCUUCAAAUCCUUGCCGGAAUCCUCUGGCCCAAUUUGGGCCGCCUCCCUCAAACGGCCUUCCUCCGCUAGUAUGGCCUCGAUUUCGGGAGAGGAUUUUGCAGAGGAUGCCGGAGAGGGCGGCAAAAUUCUCUCUGGAGUCUUCGCGCCCAAACAAUUUGGGCCGCCUCAGACGGCCCUCCCACACCCGGUGAUAUGCCUGGCCCCGAUUUCGGGCGAGAACCCUGAGAGGAUUCCGGAGAGGAUCCUGGGAAUCCUCUGGCCCACUUCGAGCCGCCACGGGGGGCGGCCUUUCUCCUCUGGUAUGGCCUCGAUUUCGGAGGAGGACUCUGCAGAGCAUCCCACGGGGAGCAAGGCGGAUUCCCCGGGGAAAGCGGAUCCCCCUCGGGGAAAGCGGAUCCCCCGGGCCAGGACGGAUCCCCCGGGAGGCGGGCGGAUCCCCCGGGAGGACGGCGGAUUUCCCGCACGGCUGUGAAUCCGAUUCGCGGCGGUGUUGGUUUUUGUUUUAUACCCCUCCAAAAUGCAACACCGUAAGAGCUCCGGCGCGUCUCUUAGUUUAGGUCUCACAGCCUCAGAGUCUCUGUUUUUCUUUGUGGCUAGGGCCACGCUUCAUAAGUAAUUUCUUUUCCACCAACCUGCGCACUCCUUAAUAUUCAAAGAAGAAGCAUGUACGCGCGCCCACGCCAUGGCACGCCUGCCUUGCAUUAUUGAAUCUCAGACGUAAAAUUUUCACGAUUCACACAGUCGAGGAGGGGAUCCGACGCGGUCGAACUCAACAAGUUGUCUCGGGUCUCAUAGACCACGUUGAACCACUAAGCCGAAGUGUUACCAUAUCAAAUGCGACUGUGUCACACUAGUCAGGACAUUGCGGCUGCCUGGCUGCAGAUUUUCAAUUUUGCAAAGCAACGUAUCAGUUAGCAUGACCACACUCCCACUUAAUUCACCAGGAAGCGAUUUCCAUUGCUUUCCACUUGAGGAAAACAUGAGGACGUGGUCGAUCUAAGCGUGACAAAUCUCGUCAUCGUGAUCGUAUCGGUUCUACCGCGCCAGAAAAUAAACCUCGCAAAGAACGCAUCUAGCGCUGUGUUUUGAUGGCAAGCUCAUGUCGUGACCAUGACAAAAACUUGCAAUGGAUACACGGGAUUCCACGUCGUGGUGAAGUUGUUGGAGAAGUUGCUGCCAGAGAAAAAACUCGAAGCGAAAGAAGAGCAGCACGCUGGUGCGAGCACGACUUCUGCUGUCUCUUCCGAAGACCCAAAUAAACUACACUCCGACCAAGAAAACGGCAAGUGGGGCCACGAGGUUUUGGGUAUGCAAGUAGAGAGACCAGCGUCAAGUCCCGGCCCCGAAAGAAUGCUGCCAGUCAAAAGCCUCGAUGAAAAUCGGGGCGCGUAAGUCUUGCGACGCUUGGCAUGGUAUCUAUGUGAAUGUGAUUCUUCGUAGUAUCAAGCCUCCGCAUCCGUGAAGAACGAAUGUGACAAACGUGCGGCCGAUUUUUUUUGCUAUCCUAUGUACUUGAGAAGGGGGUCGUCACAAAAUGUGAAUGUCCGCUUAAGCGUAGGUUCGGAGAGGAUCUACCACCCACCCGGCUUGGUGCGCCUUAACAGUUUCAGUGACUCUAUGCCACAGCCAUGAAGUUGACUGACGUCGCCAUUUCGAUUUCCUUGCCGUGGUCAUUUUAUUGUCGCCCUGUAAAAGUAAACCCAAACGCACAGCGCAAGUCGCUUCCUAUGUCGAUGCCCCAUGGUCUGUUGCUUAUUGCGUGCUUUUCUGUAGAGCCAGGGCACACACACACACACACGCUGUGGCGCAGAUGUGGCUGUUUGAUGGAAGGACGGUCUUUGGUGGUCUCGCCGGCAACCACCAAGGGCCGACCGUCGUUCCAACAGGCAGCGCUUGCGUCACCGUCGAGGGACCACCACGCAGCUAGUUCCCAGCUGGCCUAAACAUGGCUAUCAGCUCUAUCUCCAUUUGUUUGGACUUGAAAAAGAACCCACAUAAGCGAAGCGAGGAACCUAAGGUGCCGGCUGGGAGGGUCGUAGAUCGUCCCCCGAGACAUGCGGACAAAUUGCAAUCCCCUGCCUUCUCUCAAUCAAUCAUGGCAAAGAUGGGCCAGCGCAACUAGCCGCAGAGCAGCAGCAGAAUAGGACUGAUUUUUUAUACAUACUUACUUAGUUGUUUACUUCACGGGGGCGGGGCGGAAAAACAAAAACUGGAGCAUUGGGGCACGAGGACGACAAAAAUGCUUUGCCUGUGAUUUUCGGGCGUCUUUGCUACGAUCGCGAGAGCGUCGUGAGCAUGGCCCGUGACCAGUGGGGAUGCUGCGUGUUGAAGACCUGCCUGGACAAAGCUGCUGGGGAGCGCCUUAGCUUUAUUGUCGAAACUAUCGUGGGGUCGACGCUGGAGCUUGUGCAAGAUCCGUAUGGAAACUAUGUCGUCCAACAUGUGCUCUCAACCACGACAUCCUACGACUUACGACUGUCAACAGCGAUAUUGCACUUCUUGCGACCUGUUCUUGAGUGUCGGUUGCUUGCCCCCUUCGUCAUUGUCUACUACUUUUCCGCUUGGUCAUGUUGUAGCGCCGCACACAGAUGAUAGAGAUCCAAUCUUCUAUUUUAUCCUCCGCCCCUUCUCUCUGUACGUAGAACCUGGCACAGUGGUAGCGUGCUUCUCGGAAGCUGCGCCAAACGUCCUGUGCGGGGAUGUACCCACCCCUCACUGUUUUGUCCUGUUCGAUUGGAGGUCGUGUUAUAAGCAAGGUGAGACCGACUAAUUCUAAUUUGCAUUGACUCGUCGAUCUCGCUUGAUAAUGAACCUCGAAGCUCCCGCUUCCGUGUGUUUGCUAACCUCUUUAUAUCAGCGUAUGCAGCGAGUCAUCGUAUAUUAAUACCCCUCUGCGGGUUCGUCGAUAGGGGUGGAGCGCGAAGGUGUCGAGGCUCAAGCAGGAAAAAGUUUUCAGUUCGAUGCCGCUUCGUCCUUCCGCAAAUGAUCGAGCGCCUGAAAGACCAUGUUCUGGAUUUGUGUCAGCAGAAGUUCUCGUCUAAUGUGCUCGAAAAGGUUCUCACCACUGCACCAGAGAGCCACCGCAAUAUGCUGAUUGAGGUACUCUAGUUAUUGACUUGUGUCUCUCUCUCUGUUUUGCUCAGUAGACCUGGUCCGCUCGUGCCAGCGUGUUUGCACAACGGCCCGGCUUGAAAAAUUCAGAGCAGUUGCCCGCGACGCAUCAAACAUGCCGGCUCCAAGUCUAGCAAGUACCGCCUGAAAAAACGACGCAGGCGAGCUGGCAAAAGUGGCGACCUUCUGAGGCGCCCGCCGCCUUCUAUUCUGGCGAUGGAUUCGGGACUCUCAAAAGAGCGCCCAAAAAAUAACGCGCGCAAAAUCAAGACAGCCGAACCGCAUGGGGCGGCCACUAUCUCGCAGUCUUUUGGGCGACUGCGAUGGCGGCCACCAUUUCGCCGUCUUCUAGGCCGGAAGGGAUUUGCAAAGAAACGCAUGAAGAAAAAGCGCGCCAGGCCUCUGAAGUUGGCCCACAUGUGAUGGGCCCGCUUUUUUUUUCUGGGCCCCUGCCGGGGCGCCCGGGCCGGCCCAACGCCAUCCGGCCUAGUUUCGGGCGGGAAUUUGGUAUGCUUGCCAAAGCCUGUGACGUUUUUCUUUUGAAGUGGGAGCCAUUCCAUGCGCGCCACGUUAUUCCCGGGGCCCCAUGGCGUGCCCGCAAUAAGCAACCUCGCGGCCGACCCGUGACCAAGGUGUGCGAAGGUGAGAUAGCGAUGGAAAACGACGUCGCUACUUCCGGCCCGAUGGCUGUAAAUUCGCUACGUUUGUGUUUUUUCUUUGAGCUGGAACCCCGGCGGCCGCUUUUGAUUUUGAUUUUUGGUGGCCCUUGAGUCGCUCGCUGGUUCGUUUUGAGUUGUUGAUGCGCGUGCCACGGGGUAGCUUUGGAUCAACAGCGCGAUAAGUCCUAAGACGUUACACUUACAGUUUGCGAAUAGGCGACAGGACGCCGAUUCUGCAAGAAUAUCUCUGACAGGCAGUGUCCGUGCGCAUCUCUCUCACUCGAGGGAAAGCAGUACACCGAUCCGACACCCACACGCCUACAGAAAGUAGUGCAGGCCCUGCAGGACCAGGAGGAGCAGCCGCAUGCCGGCUUACUUUGUGUUCUCGGGCGGGCUGCGGCAUGGCCACGAAAGCGCGUGAGCGUGGCCCAUUCGCUGAAGCCUACCGGCUCCACAAGUGGCACAGAGCGCUGCAGCCGCUGCUUCCUCAACGUGCCAGUGGAGCCCGGCAUGUGGCAGGUUGCCUCGCACCACGCCGGCGCCGUUCGCCUCCUGGUGCAAGCAACAGCACUGCGACAAGUCGCGGCGCCCCCUUGUUCCUUUUGGCUGUUUGUCCUGGGGCCCGCAGCCUCUGUGAGUCUCCGACACGAGCGCCCGCACCACAUUGGAGGGAGAGCUCCUCGCCAUGGGACUUCGCUUGGGAGGGGCUCACCGAAUGACGCACCUGAGGCGGAGUGCGUAUAGCCCCACCAGGCCGGCGAGAAAAGGCCUUUUGCUCUCGCCCUGGGCGAGAGCAAAAAGCGCCGGCACUGCAGCGGCGGACCCCUUCUAGUCUCUCGGCCACCCAGACAUUGGGGGACCGAUGCGCGCCCUGCAAAUGAUGGUCCCGACUCCCCGACAAGAGUUGGCGGGCGCCCCCGCGUGUUUUGGUGCGUAUCUUUUAGCCGCACGCAAAGCAGGUCGCUUGGCGCCUCCCGUUGGUUCAUUUUUCAGAUGUCGGAGCCCCGACGCUAUGGUGUUCCGUGUGUCUGUCAAUGAAUGGCCGUAACGUAAUCCGCCAUCCAAGCAAAUCGCGCAAUUCGAAUUUUCUCAGGGAGUCGUCAACGCGGGGAAAAUGGACGUUAGCAACGUAGUGCAGCACCUGUUGUUCCACGUACGAAGAUGAGAGCAGCAUCCCCCCGGAAUGUAUGGUCGCAGGAGGCACCUCCUCCGUCAUGCUGAGUAGUGAAGAGGCUGCUAUGUAAAUAAUAUAACGCAUUGGAAUUGGCGUCGAGUUGGAUGAAAGUCCUUUGCAAAUACGUAUUAUUCGCGGCGAAUUGGAUCUGCAGCUGCACGAGCCAGGCCGCGGCCGGUCAGAGCUAACAUAAUAGUGCGCGAUUUGUGAAUGUGCACGCUGAUGAUGAUUCGGGCUAUUUUGUAGUCGCACCCUGCAGCCCGCAACAAGACAAAGAUCGGCACGCAAGGCGCCACAAGGGGGCGGCCCUUUGCGUUCCGGCCCGCAAGAUGAAGUCGGGAGAGCGCCAAGCCCCGCCGCCGGGCAUGCGUUUUUCCGGCGAGAGCUGCCCCAUUUUCUAUCCCCAAACCCUAGCAAGCAAGAAGUUGAAGCAAGUAGUGCGCCAAGCCCCGCCGCCGGGCAUGCGUUUUUCCGGCGAGAGCUGCCCCAUUUUCUAUCCCCAAACCCUAGCAAGCAAGAAGUUGAAGCAAGUAGUGCGCCAAGCCCCGCCGCCGGGCAUGCGUUUUUCCGGCGAGAGCUGCCCCAUUUUCUAUCCCCAAACCCUAGCAAGCAAGAAGUUGAAGCAAGUAGUUCGCGCCCGCGUCCGCGGUGCCUGCGCCAGUGCUAGGUUGUUGACUGGCUACUGUGCCGCCCAAUCAGUGCCGCGCGCCGGGGCGCGGCGCCCACCGUGGCUGUGUACCCCCGGCAGGGUUCGUCCAGGCAGCAGCUUUCGGCGCCCGGGCCCCGGCGGCGGGAUUGAUUGGGACGAGUCGCAGGCCCGUAGGCCACUUUUCCCUUGCAAGCACCUGCUGCGCACUUCGUCAGGACGGAGCGCCCCGGGCCGCUGCAACAUGCGCGCCACCGGGGGGGCCCGUACGGGCGCACCCCCCCCCCCUCCGCCCUUCCGUGCCCCCGCCCGACGCAGGACGCGUGGGGGGGCGCGCGGUGCUCGCCGUCUAUUGUUCGGAUGCAGGGGCCCGACCGCAUGCGGAGGCCCGAUCGGAGAACGGUUGGACCUAGCCUUGCCCGAUUUGUCCGGCUGCCUUUCUUCGCUGCCCCAAACGAAGGCAGACGCGGCCGCAUUGUUGUAGUGGUCCGGAUCGAAUCUCCGUGGCGCGCGACGCCUGCCUGAAGCUGGCAAACCGGCACGAGACGGCCGGGGCGGAAUAGACAUAGAGGACGCAGCGCGCCCCAAGCCUUCUGCUGGUAGGUUUGUUUCUGCAAAAUUGCUAGGCGGCGCCAGCAAGGCCGCUCCUCCCCUCGUGCUGCCAGAGGGGGCAUGGGGCCGCGAACGGUGGCGAAUCUAUCGAACAAGCCAAGACGCGCCGCGCGCGCCCGGCUGCCAGCCUCCGCCCGCCUUGGCAGGCGCGCCGGCAUCAGCCCGAGAUGGGGCGCCGGGGUUGCGGCCGGCGUUCCGCCGCUUUUCAUACCCGCGCGCGCGGGUGCGAAAAUUUUGCGAGCCCCCACCGGGGUCGAGAGAGGCUUCGUCCUCGCUCCGGGCCCCGGAAGGGAGCCAGACGCAGCGCCCCUGCUUGUUGCGUGUUAUCGCGCGUGCGCGAGCCUUCAGUGUGGCAGUGUGUGUUACUGAGCCGCGCUUCCGUUGAGGGCACCCGGGAACACCACGCGCAGAGCGCCGCUUUCCCAGCCAAGGAGGGCGGCACCCGUCCUCCCUCGGGGGGCGGGCAGCCAGCGGCCUCAAGUCCCAGUGCCUACGGUUGUCGCGCGUAGGCUGCCACCGAGCCUCGCGGCGACAGCCCUACGCGUGACGCCGUGCGCCUCGAUGUUGUUUGUGGGGGCGCCCUCUUCCGAAGGCGGCAGCGGCGGCACUUCCACAGACUGCGGCGUCCCGCGCAUUUCGGUGAAGCUAGUAUGCUUCCGCGUGGGAGGCAGUAGCCCGCCCAAAGAUUGUGACGCCGAGCGCAUGCCCGUGGUUGAAAUUCGCCCGCGCGCGGGCGGCAGCACCCCGGCCGAGCGUGGCGCGCACAUCGGUGGAGUGCGCCUGCGCUUGAAUAGUGGUAGCACCUCUUCCGGGUGCGCCCCACUCCUGCGUGGGGUGCGCCCCGGCGUGAGCGGUAGCACCUUCCCAGAGUGCGGCGGCGGCGUCUGUUUGAAGCCAGCGGAAAGUGGCCCGCACAUUGGUGGAGUGCGCCUGCGCUUAGAUGGUACGUAGCCACUCUUCUGGCUGUGGUCUACUUCUGCGUGGGGUGUGCCCCGGCGUGAGCGGUAGCACCUCUCGCCCAGAUUAGACAGUGUGGCGGCGGCGUCUGCUUGGAACCAGCGGACGAAAGCGGCCCGCGGCACAUCUGCGACGUGCGCCCCUGACUCCGCUGCAGCGCCCCGCUGUAAUCUACUUUUUCUGUGCCUCGGACUGAAGAUACUUGGUGGCGCGGGCCGCUUGUUUUUGAGAUCUUGCUUUCGACGUUGCCAGAUCGUGCAACAGGCGAGCGGCGAAUCGAAUUAGAACCCAGAAUGUCCGGGUGCCGUUUCUCGGAUACGCCGAGCCAUCUCCGCAACCUGGAAGCGCGUCGCCUCGUUUUGCCAUAUACUGAAGGGGCCGACGCAGCGCAUCAACGGCAGUGAACAACUGAUGGCAGACUCUUGGGCCAAAAUCAAAUGAACCCAGCCCGAAGCAUUUCGCACAGCUAGCUCGUAAUUCGGCAUGACAGCCCCCAGAUCUUUGCGUGGUUCAACUCCAUCAGUCACAGUCUGCGCAGACGCAGAGGGCUUAAUUAUUUGCGCAGUAGCGACACUUAAAGCGGAGACAAAGGAUGUGGCUAUACAGUCCAGGUCUCCUGUGCCAGAUUCUGGGCCCGCUCAUGUUUGUUUCAAGUGCAUGCGACCAGUACGGAAACUAUGUGUUGCAGCAGACGUUGACGGUGUCGCGGGAUCCCUAUCAAUCUCAGCUGAUCGACGCCAUUCGUCCUUUCGUGCACGCGAGUAAGUUCAUCUUGAUUUUAUCAGGCAUAGAAGAAAGCACAUAGAUUUACUUAGAUAGAUAUACUGCAGGUCUCUCGGUGGCGUUGCCCACCUUAGGAUUUAGGGUCUGAACGUUCCCAGCAUCGCUCGGAGCAUUGGAGCCGUUUGUUGAUAGUGUACGAUCUCGCGAUAUGACCAAAAAAGGCGCUUUUGAUAGUUCUUGUUCGAAUUUUACCUUCGCCUUACCUUCCCUUUCGAUUCUUCCUCCGGGCCUUGCAGGCACUAAGCAGUUUUCUUUGAGCUUGUCUUGCUCUUUAAUUUGGGUGCUUUUGCUUCUUCGGGGAAAAUCCAGAUAGCAGUGCGCGCAGACAUGACGAGUUGGACAUGAAAAUGUGCUUUCACCGCAUUGGUUUUCUUCUGAUCUAAGGCGCCCUGCACCAGCGGACCGUGUGAAGACGUCUUCCCUUGCCACGUUUUUAAUCGGGUCCGCGGCCGACACAGAGGAUAGGUCUUUGGGAUCAGGAUCAAUCUCGUUUAGUGUUCCACAAAAUGUUAAGGGUUGAAAAAAUUAAGGUUUACAUCAGGGUUUUGGUUCGUGGUUUCAUAGAUUUCGCAGCCCCCGCCUUUGUCCCUCUUCGCACCGCCCGGCAGUUGUCCAGGUGGUGCCUUGGUUCGUAUUUCGUCUGGCUGGCAAAACCAAAGCCGCCGGGCCUUCAGAGCUGAAGGCCCUUCUACCUUGAUGCCGAUCCAGAUUUUGUGCGAGGUGUCGCCACAAUUCUGACGAGCGCACGCUGGCUGAUUUGGGGGUCAGCAUUUCCCUCGAGAUCUAGGCUGGCAUCUACGCCAGGCAAGCCGCCUCGCCUCGCGCGUUACUUGGUACGCGGAGCAGGCUGCCCGGCUUUUCUGCCUCCGGAUCUCGUUCCGCAAUCUUGCGGGACAACGUUCGGAGGCAGAGGUAGAUCACCAUCCUGGCCAGCCAAAGAGAUGCUUGCCCCUGUGAUGGCUGCCGCCAAAGCGGCAGGGUUUUGGUCAGGGUUUUGCUCCGAAAAGGCUCACCGCAAUCGAAGCAAAAACUUAUUUUUUUCGGGAGCUUCCCCCGAGCUAAUAAAAUAAGUUUUUGCUUUCGCUUUGCCCUCCUUUUUGUGGCUGAAAGUGUGGAGCUGUUCUGGGCCGGUAUGUUCGCCCACAUCGUGCCCAGACAACCUACCUGGCCCUGCAAGUUACUUGGGGCAAGUGACAGGGCGCCCGGUUGCUCUGCCUCAGGAUCUCGCUCCGCAAUCUUGCGGGACAAUGUUCGGAGGCAGAGGUAGACCACCCUCCUGGCCAACCAAAGGGACGCCCGUUUCUGAGGCGUCCGCCGCCGACCUCAUCUGCAAACCAAAACCUUACUUUAUUAGGUGGCGUUUCGGAGAAAAAAUAAUUAAGGUUUUGGUUUGGAGAUGAGGUCGGAAGCCCGGUUUUCCCGGGGCUUCCCCCGAGCUAGUACGGUAUGUCUUUGUCGUCAAAUCGGCCACCCGGGUGUGCGGGUCUAGGCAUGGCCAACAUCCGCCGCCGGAGAUUGACUGGGCAAAAUCCCGGCCACAACAAGAGGGCUGCUUUCCGGGGCUGCUUUCGGAGCUCGUGUUGAAAGCAAAAACUUAUUUUAUUAGCUCGUGUUUCGGAAGAAAAAAAACUAAGUUUUUGAUUUGAAAUGAGCUCGUUAUACCCAGCCGACAAAAGUCGGCCUCUCUUUUUGAGGUCAAGUUCCUACGGGCCGGCCAUGGCCAGCCUCCAGCCACUGCGAGUGGCCCAGCAGGAAGUGGACCGCAAAAAGAGAGGGCGAUCUUUGAGGUUGGGUUGUCGACCUCAUCUCCAAACCUAAACCUUAGUUUUUUUUUGUCCGAAACGCGACCUAAUAAAAUAAGGCUUUGGCUUGAAGAUGAGGUCGACGGCGGACACCUCAGAGCCAAGCAUCUCUGUGGCUGGCCAGGAAGGUGAUCUACCUCUGCCUCCGCACGUCGCCGCGCAAGAUUGCGGAGCGAGAUCCGGAGGCAGAAAAGACGGGCGCCCUGCCAUAUGCUCCAAGUAACUUGCAGGGCCAGGUAGGUUGUCUGGGCACGAUGUGGGCGAACAUACCGGCCCAGAACAGCUCCACACUUUCAGCCACAAAAAGGAGGGCAAAGCGAAAGCAAAAACUUAUUUUAUUAGCUCGGGGGAAGCUCCCGAAAAAAAUAAGUUUUUGCUUCGAUUGCGGUGAGCCUUUUCGGAGCAAAACCCUGACCAAAACCCUGCCGCUUUGGCGGCAGCCAUCACAGGGGCAGGCAUAUCCGUCGUUGGCCGUUAAGGUGCUCUACCUCUGCCUCCUCCCGUCGUCCCGCAAGAUUGUGGAACGAGAUCCGGGGGCAGAGAAGCCGGGCGCCCUGCCAGUUGCUCCAGGUGGCUUGCACGACGAAGCAGGCCGCCUCGACACGAUAUGGGCGAGCAUAUCGGCGCAGCUCGGCUCCGCACUUUCGGCCACAAGAUGAAGCACAAAGCGAAAGCAAAAGCUUACUUUUCUAGAUCGGGGGAAGCUCCCGGGAAAAGUAAGUCUUUGCGUCCAUGUCCGUGAGCCUCUUCUGAGCAAAACCCUGGCCAAAACCUUGCCGCUUUGGCGGCAGCCACUACAGGGACAAGCAUCUCUGUGGCUGGCCAGGAAGGUGCUCUACCUUUGCCUCCGGACGGCGUCCCGCAAGAUUGCGGAACGAGAUGCGGGGGCAGAGAAGCCGGGCGCCCUGCCAUUUGCUCCAGGGAACUCGCAGGAAAAGGCAGGCCGCCAGGCCAAGAUAUGGGCGCCCGUGUCGGCCCAGUUUAGGCCACCAAGUUCGGCCGAAAGGGGGGGGCCAGGGCAAGGGCAAAGGCGCAAGCGUUAGUCUGGGGAAAGCUCCCGGAAAAAGUCAGAACCUGCUUCCAUUUUGGUGCGCUUUUGUCAUGAAAAGGCCUAGCCGAGAACUUGCCGCCUUGGCGGCAACCGGGACCCGGCCAAACCUCCAGCCGGGCAAGCCCGCAGCUGCUCAGCCUCUUCCCCCGGACCCCGCUACGCGCCACCGCAGGAUGAGAUCUGGGGGCGGAGAAGCCAGGCCAGCAGCCCGGCGCCCCAAAUACCUCGCGGCGGAUGGCAUGCGUCUGGGGUUCUUCUGGGGAGGUGCCGAGGCUAAUAUCUUGGCCAGCAGUCCAGGUCAGCAGAAGCCGAGAAAAAUGCCGCCGCGGCUUCAUCGUAUUCACCCGGGGGAGAGGUUGGAAGCAGCAAGCGCGCGGCCUCCAUUUUGCCCGGCUUCUGCUGGUCUGGAUACCGGCCGAGAUGUUGAUAUCGGCGCAGCGAGCUUUUUCGGCUGGAUGGUCUGCGCUUUCCUUUUCCAUUCAGAGCGAUGAGAAAAAAAAUGAAAAAUCGCAAAUCAAAACCUUGACCAAAAACUUAAUUCUUUCAACCCCUAAAAAUGUUAAAGAAAGCGCAGCGACAAAUCCGAAAAGAUAAGCAACAAAGGGCUUAGAAGGUGGGGAUAGGGAAUUAUGAAAAAGGCAGCUGGGCGGUGCCGGGUGUAACUUCGCGGUUGACGGUGAUUCCCGUCGGCCUGCUUUGCGUGCCAUCGCCAAAGCUUCGGGAGCGACGGAGUCGCCAGGAAGGGUAAGAAGAGGAGGCUCAGUGUCAGUUAGUACCUGGCAAAAUUCUGGUGGCAUCCGCAUGCAUCUGUUGUACGCAAGGACGGGCAUGCGCGGGAGGCUUUUGUAAUCAGGACCUUGUGACUGUGAUGUUGAUGCUGGCAGCUUCACCACGGGCACGUGUGAAGACCCCAAAGAUAGAAAGAGCUCCGGCACAACCAAUCUGCGGCAACUCCCCAAAGAACUUAGCUGCUUGACAUCAAAGCGGGCACUUUUAUUUUUAGUCUUGCGCUGGUGGCAAUCUGUUGGGACGCAAUUUUUUAAAUGCUUAGACGUCCCAGGAACUGGAACUCUAGUGGCGCGCUUAACAGUCACCUGCUCCCCUUCAGGAGCGAGCAGCACGCAACUGAUCCUUAUUUUCAUACUGCCAGUGAUGGAGUAGGACGCCAUACGCUAGCACGUAAUUCUACGAGAGCUAAACUAGUACCAGUCACCACACGAAGAGGAACUUAGACAGUACGCUAAGCAAAAGCUGAUAGUGCUCGCUUGCCUUCAGGACCGAGUAUUUUUUGUUGCUGCCACUUGUGCUCUGCAAUGCAAUUGCAAUACAAACCUAAGCCUAAGUGCAAGCGCUUAGCUUACAUAUACAUUCACCGUAGGGCUAUGCGUCAGGCGACGCCCCCUCUCUAAAUCAGAACGCCCAGCAAGUGGCUUCUGCGCUAGUCCCCCUUCGACCCAGUCGGUAGAAGAAGAAAUUGAAAUCAUCCCCGUGUCAUGUUUCUGGGUGUCCCUCCAGCGCGGUGCCGAAGCUGCAGCACCGCCGACGUUUUUCUUUUCCGCGAUUUCUCGCUUACCUAGACGCGAACACACAUGUUAGCUUCCACGAUUUGCAUUUUUUUUUGGCUGACUAUCCAAACACAAACUCACGCGCGAUUACAUUGAUCAGUUUUGCGGCACAUGCUCGAGGGAGAAAUGCCGUCCCAUGCACCGAUACCGCGCAGAACAGCGACCACACUUGCCCCGGAGCAGGCACAGCGACUAGCAGUAAAACUCGCAAAACGGUUCCCGGUUCUACUGGAGGGUAUGGAAGACCACGAGAAAGCGAUGCUUAACACGCCUAGUGCAGGCAGCUUCCAUAGUAGGUCCGACGCGCUGCACGGCGGAGCACAAAGUGCAGGAUCAUCCGGAGCGGGUUACAGCAACAGUGGGGGCAGCAGUAUCUUUUUUUUUGCUAGUUUUUUCGUACGAGCUGCCGCGGUCCGUGUCGGUCGCACAGAAGAUCAUCACUGAGACGCGUCCUGUAGGUCGCCAUCGUGAUGCGACGCAGCGGAUAAGUGAGACUAGUACUUACUUGAUUGUGCCAAGAACAAACAACACUUCCACAGGUUACGACUACGCGAGUCUACUGAACUUACAGCAAAGCAUAGCGUAUGGGUCCAUGCUAUCGAAGCAAAAGCAACAGCAAGUGCCUGCGUUCGAGCACCUUGAAGUUAACGAAAUUUAGUUCCUUGCGAAUAAUUUUUUUGAGUAGAAGUCGCAGAGAUGAUGAGGAGGUGAUAUAGAGUUGUCCUCAGGCGCAGACGUAUCCUCGAAGCGAAGAUCCCAAUUUGUGGUUCUGCAUGGAAUCGAAUUGGUUGGACGAGAAGCGGAGCUCGCUGGCGGGCGGGGUUUUUCCUUCCUAGACACACUGUACAGUCCUGCAGAUAUCGCUGCAGCAGCUGCGUUGCAGUCAAUGGGCGCAGGUAUUCAACAACAUAAAAAAAAUUUUGCUGUCUUCGGUCGGAAUGGCGACGUGGUCAUACGUCGGCAUGGGGAAAAGGAUCUUGAGACAAUAUCGAUAUCUAAAUCUAUGAACAAGUAAAAUGGAAAUAUGAUUUCAAGUGGGGGCAUUUUGGUUUUUUUCAGCCUUACACUGUAGGGCCAGGGUCAGUCGACCAGGGUCCGCCGCGAUCGUGAACGAGACCCACCGCGAACCAGUGCGCGCCCAGGGCCGACACAAUGUCGACGGGCCACUCCUUGACUUCUGUUCCAAUGGUGGACGACCCCAGCCCAUCCUGAUAGGCAGCUGAAUUCUACUAGACGCCCCAUCGCCAGCGUCCUGGACUCCGGCGUAGUAGUCUAGUUAUGAAUAUAAGUACAAAGAUUCUUCGAAACACGACAGAACAGCGGUGAAUUGCAAUGAAUCGGAUUGAUUUCCUAACCAAAUUUAAACAGCAGCCGGAUUGCAAUCCGGAUUACCCGGAAAAGUACCGACCUUGCAAGCUCCACGAGGUUCUUUCAAUCAUAUGAAAUCUCCCCAAAGGAUGGUCCCGUCAGUAAACCAGCUGAACCCGAAUCUGAUGAUGCAGCAACAAGCGACAAACCAAUCGCAAUUCAUGCAACAAACACGUAUCGAGUAUCUAUUUGAAGCUAAAUUAACUUUUGAAUGCGCAUGCGACAGAUAGCACACGAGUUCGAAUCUCAUGUGCUUCUGCUUUUACUUAAUUUCAAUUUGAGUGCGGCGGCUUUUUUUGAGUUAUGGAUGGCCCCCAAGAUCGGCGGCCGGGGCCUCGCGGAUUAUUUUCCAACGAAAUAUAAAAAGAAAAACGCGGCGAAGCCUCCCUUUGACACAUGAAGCCGGAACGUCAGCGGGGGAAGAUCGCAGCCGAAUGCGAUAAAUUUUUUUGACAUCUUACUUGAAACCUGCUGCCUCCGCCGGUGCUUCGAUUUUUUUCUGAUCCGGAUCCCGGCGAAGAGAAAAGUAAAAAGGCCCACAGGCCACGAAACAAACCAGUUAGCACGCGAUCGGCAAUGACGAGCCAAACCCCUCCCCGUGUCUCGAAGCGAAACCCUUCCACUAAACAUGUCGAGCUGUUGAGGACAGGCCGACUGGUCGGAAUGGUCUCGCCUGUGCGGGGGGGGGGCGGGUGUGUGAGGCGCUGGCCUUCUUGUCUCAUUUCUCCUCGAAGACAAUAUGAAGCGAUAACGAGAAAAGGAAAAGCAGAAGAACAAAGCGCCGACAAGUACAAAGCGAAAGUAGAUGCAAAGAAAUCGCCACUGCAGCCGAAAAGAUGAAAAACGAAAAGCCGAGCGAGGGCGCAGAUGGGCGAGGAAGUCAAGAGAGUCGCCACGGUAGGCCGCACCCAUGUGUCAAAAAACAAAGGGCCGUGCACGUCUUAGCCAGUUUGAGUUUAUAUAUUUAGGCGGAGGCGCAAAAAACUAAACGUAAAGCUCAUUGAGUUUGUGCACCUCAGAUUACGGGCAGCUACUGCAGACCGGUCAGGGCGAAGGCUACAAAUUGCAAAUGUGUCGGCGUCUGCAGGGAAGACGCCUAUUGCUCAAAAGGCAGGCCAUGCUCCUUGUGCCUGCAUCAUGUUAGAGCAGUGCAAGUCUUGCAGCAUUGAGCUUUUUAUUAUUCGUGAUUAUAUGCAUGAUUAUAACACCUGAGCAGGACAUUCCCGUAGGGAUGAGAAGGCCGUACUUGUUCAGAGUGCGACUCAUUGCCAUUCGUCCCUGACGCCGACAAGUUUGUCAUUCAUAGGACCGGCGGGCAACGCGCGAUGUCGUCUGUUUCAGCGUAUGGAAGUGGGAGCGCUACAGCUUGUGACAAGAUAGGCCCUCCGCAAGCGUAAUGCCGUUCGCGGAAUCGGCAUCCGAACCACUACAAUUGACGCGUCGUGUCUUUAGUGUUUUUAUCUUUGCCACUAGAUGGCUGUUUACAUACCUGUACCUCCUAGCUUGAGCUCACAACGGACCCUUAUUCGCUUUCCUUUAUUCAGCGCUCCCCACGGGGAUCCAUGGAUGCGCCGGAAGGGCGGCCCUGUCCAUGCGCGACGAGCUGUAUCACUUAUAUGAGCCGCCCGCACGAUUACUCGACCUCCUUCUCAAUGCAGAGAAGGGGGGUGCGGUGCGAUCGGUCACCUAGAAGAAGCUGUGCCGAAUCAACGUUGCUGGGAGGGACGGGCCUCUUCAAUAAAAACAUUCCAACUUGUUCAAUUGUCGUGCUCGCAAUUCUUCAUUCCGAGGAUCAUUGAUAUUUGGGAUGCGUGAUUGCGCGCUGGUGAGGCGCGGGAGCUUUUCCCAGGCCGAACGGGUGCAACAGCGAUGGCACGCGCACGGGAGGAUUCUGUUUUUCCCUGCGUGGAGGAAAAAAAAGAUUUACAAUGGUCGUGCACGCGGUGGUGGCGCACGAAGAAAGAUUUUCCCGAGCCCUAAUUUCGAUUCGGAGGGGCCUUGCCGCACGCGCAGCGCAAGGAACAAAAUUUUUCCGUAACGCGAGCUCGUCCCGUUGGCGCUCGCGCUCCGCUGGACUUGAGGCAAGGCCGUGCGUAGACGUGUCUCGUGGGUGGAGCAUUUUCCUUCCGUGCCCCAAAAGCUUAGCCAACACCCUCGCGCAGGACACAGCACGUACAAAAAAACUGCUCGAAUCGUGCCGGGCACGAAGUCAAGCGCGCAGAGAAAAUUUCUCCCGUUGCGCAGGCGCUGCCUGGAGGUAGGGGAAUUCCGUGUGGGUGGCGCGCGCAGAAGAUCUCCCACGUCCCAAAUAGUGGGCGGCAAGGCCGCGCACGCAGCACGUAAGCACAGCACUUCGCGCCCGCAGCGCAGCCACAGAAAGGAAGUUGCCCCGCGCGUUGUGCGCGCCGAAAAUUCUUCAUAUCCUACAGUAGGAUGCGCUGCGCGCAAGGAAAAUCAGCUGCAUUUUUUCGGUACACGACAGCGACGAGACCCGCAGGCACAAUUUUUGUCCGGCGCCACUGUUCCCGUUUCAAAUACCUAGUUUUUGCUUGUUGCGCAGCCUCUUUCACGUCUCGGCCCUGCUUUAGAUUUUCCUACUUCACUUGCAAGGCACCACUCAGCGCUCAAGCGAAGCAAGGCACCACUCAGCGCAGCGCUUCUUGUGAAAAAAUGUGGGCGCGUAAAAACGAAAGCGCACAAUGCGGCACGCCGUCGGGAUGCCGAUUCAGAACAGGCCCGCCACAUGCAGCCUCCCCAGGGUGGGUCCACCCACCUCUCCUCGGUAUCAGGAAGCGCUCGAUUAAUCGCACAUGCCUCACCAGCUUCAAUUUCUGAUUGGCUUCGUUCAGUAUUAGUAGUACUAGUAUACUAUCCAGCACUGCAACGGUAGCUCUCGCCUGCAUACAGCACCCGGCCAAGACAUGGCGGCUCCGAGUCAAAACCAAACCAUUACGAACCAGAUCGGUUUCUGGCCGAAUUACAGCAAUGUCACCGCUUCUUUGAGCGCCGGAAAAAGCUUCAUGCCAAGAAGAGGGCGGUGCCAUACUCGAGGCCUCGGCUGCACCCUACCGCGCCGAUGUAUCGCCCAAGCACCUGCGCGCGUCUCUGCUUUUCUUGAAACUCCCCUUUCAGAUGUUCUGCCGCUUGUGCAUUUCCCUCGGGAUUGCACUGCCUUUAGGUGGUUCAGGAACCUGUUUGGACGAUGGGCAAUAGCGUAA
Messenger RNA from Amoebophrya sp. A120, 19850 nucleotides. The record is from the annotation of a GenBank genome assembly. NCBI's taxonomy places the organism in Eukaryota, Dinophyceae, Syndiniales, Amoebophryaceae.